AGAGAAUGAGAAAGAAAUAUGAAGGGUUGCUAUCAAGCACCUACCUGCACCCACGUGAAGUGUCACAAUACCGGAGCUUGGGGCUAACUUCAUAUUCAUAUCCCCUCACUUUCACAGCUUCUCUGCCUCCCACCACCUGUGCUUCGCAUCCACUCACUUCCACAGUUCCAAUUCUCUUUUUUUUUUUUUUUUAAGCUGCCCUGCACUUCACCUUUUUCCCCCCUUAAAAAAGAUGAAGAAAAACUUUUGUCUCCAAUAAAUACCAGCUACUAGCGUGAUAUUUCAGCGUCAGGUAUACCGAGGGUACUUCCUUCUGUUGUAGUUAUGUUUCCUUCAAGCAACACUUACGACCCUUUUCCCUUAACGACCCAUACCAUGCCUGGAAGCUCUUUUUCAGGCGAUAAACAAGCUGCAGGCUCAUUACUGGAGGAUCCUCCCCCUCCUUUCUGGCACUUUUCUGCACCCUUUAUUGAUGAUGAUGCUGAUGGGUUGCUUAUGAGUCACCUGCUAUCCCCAGGGCAGCAACAAAUCUUGGGCUCCAGUAGCAACAUGGCGCCACCGGAUUCUGAGAUUAAUGCAGCUUCUCCAAUAAAGGAAACCAAAAAGGUGACCACCAACAGGAAGAGAAGUGCCAAUAACGCAGCAAAGCAGGGGAUUCCUCGAAAGAGAACCGGAAAGAAAGACAGACACAGCAAGAUCUAUACAGCUCAUGGUCCAAGAGAUCGGCGUAUGAGGUUGUCACUUCAAAUUGCCCGUAAGUUUUUUGAUCUUCAGGAUAUGUUAGGCUUUGACAAAGCAAGCAAAACUAUAGAAUGGCUCUUCUCUAAGUCCAAGGCUGCUAUCAAGGAACUCACUGAAAACCUCCCCGGAGUGAAGCACAGCUGCAGUGGAGGUGGAAAGAGCGUGUCAUCUACCUCAGAAAGCGAAGUGGUAUCAGCAGCCAAAGAGUGCGAGGACAAUAUGGGGGACCAGCAAGUUGUUAUAGCAAGAGGUGAAUCUAUGAGUGCAGCUGCAGCAAGAGAGACAAAGGAAAGAAAAUCACGUAAAGUUUCAUUCAAUCCUGUUGCUAGAGAAUCCAGGGACAUGGCGAGAGCAAGGGCAAGGGAGAGAACUAGAGAGAAAAUGAAGAUGAGAGGACUUGAAAAAUCAAUUACGAGUUCGGAUGAGCCGAACCCUAAUGAAUUGGGCCGGUUGCAGUCUUCGAGUCCCCUUGAAGCCGGUGAAAAUUCAGGUCCCUCUACUCAACCAAACUUUUGUUGCAAGGUAGUGGCCGAGGAAGAAGAACAACACCACCAAAAUACUUUACACUCUCUAGAACAUCAAAUGGAUUCUGUAAGCAUCAUUGAGAAAUUUCUGGGCAUCACAAGAUCGUCAUCCAUGUUUAAUUACUCACACAGCGUUGCAGAUUCAGAGGAAAAUUGUCCCGUUUUUCCUGGUUAUUGGGGCAUGAACAAUGAGAGAAUCCAAUACAGUUACUGUUCAAUGACAAACAUCAAUGAAUCAACAGGUAAUGCCCAAGAACAAAACCCUAGUGUAAUUUUCAUGACGGACCCAAAUGGGCAAGAGCAAAAGUCUAGUCCAAUUUUUUUGACCCAAGGGGAAAACCCUAGUUCAAAUCCCAUGGUCAACUCAUAUGCAAAAAUAAUGAACCAUAAUUCAGACUCGAUGAACCCCUCAAAUGCCCACGAAGGAAUAAGCCCUACUUCAAUUCUCAUGUCCACCUCAGACAUUGGUUUGCAUUCACAUUACCAAGAAAAUCCUGCUGUUGCCAGCAAAAACCGCAUUUUUUAUUAA
Durio zibethinus is the source of this 1794-nucleotide messenger RNA. Its product is annotated as transcription factor TCP12-like. Gene Ontology annotation, cellular component: nucleus. The record is from RefSeq and is a predicted model, not a curated record. Gene Ontology annotation, biological process: regulation of secondary shoot formation. NCBI's taxonomy places the organism in Eukaryota, Viridiplantae, Streptophyta, Magnoliopsida, Malvales, Malvaceae. Gene Ontology annotation, molecular function: DNA-binding transcription factor activity; sequence-specific DNA binding.